CGGCGCCGGCGGUUGGCGAUGCGGACCGAGUAGAGAGAGGGGAGGCGGGCAGACCGAGGGAUGGCGGCCGCCGCCUGACACGGCCACGGGGGAUGACAGCAACACCUGUGGAGUCAACCUAGUCUUCAUCCAUGGCGAAUGUGAAAGUGGCCGUGAGGGUCCGUCCGCUGAGCAAGAGAGAAUGUGCAGAAGGCUCAAGUAUAAUUGUGAAGGUGGAUGACAAAAUUGCCAGCAUCAGAAAUGUCAGGUUGGACCCACGGGUUGAUAGCCCUGGCGAUUCAAGGCAGCGUAAUAUGGAGUUUAGCUUUGAUUACUGUUACUGGUCAGUGGAUUCUGACUCUGCUAAUUUUGCACCUCAGGAACUGGUGUACCAGGAUCUUGGCACUUCAGUGCUUUCAGGAGCCAUUGAGGGUUACAAUGUCUGCUUGUUUGCCUAUGGGCAAACUGGCUCAGGAAAAACGUACACUAUGAUGGGAACACCAGCAGCAAUCGGACUGACGCCAAGGAUAUGCGAGGGUCUCUUUUCCAGGGUUGAUGACUACCAAGAGAAGCCAGCAUCAUGUAGCAUAGAAGUUAGCUUUCUGGAAAUCUACAAUGAGCGUGUUCGUGAUCUUCUGAAACGAUGUGAUGGAAACAAGCCGUACACCCUUCGUGUGCGUGAACACCCAGAAAAAGGCCCCUAUGUAGAAGGAUUAUCUCAGCACUUGGUUUCAGACUACAAGCAACUUGUACAGCUUUUGGAAGAAGGGAUUGCAAACAGAAUCACUGCUGCUACCCAUGUCCAUGAUGCCAGCAGCAGAUCUCACGCCAUCUUUACCAUCCAUUACACCCAGGCAACACUGGAGAAUAACCUUCCAUCAGAAAUAGUUAGCAAAAUCAAUCUUGUUGACUUGGCAGGGAGUGAAAGAGCAGAUCCAAAUUACUCCAAAGACAGGAUGACAGAAGGAUCAAACAUUAACAAGUCACUGGUUACUCUGGGAAUAGUUAUCUCCACUUUAGCACAAAAUUCCCAGAUAUCCAGCAGCUGUCAGAGUAUAAAUACUGUAAUAAGUGAAGGAGAUAGUGGAAGCCAUUCCAGUGCAUCUUCAGGAAACUGCAGACGCCAGUAUUAUGUUCCUUACCGUGACUCUGUCCUUACCUGGCUUCUCAAGGACAGCCUUGGAGGGAAUUCUAAAACCAUCAUGAUUGCAACAAUCUCACCUGCAAGCACCAGUUAUACGGAAACCAUCAGCACCUUAAGAUAUGCAGCACAUGCCAAGAAUAUCCUCAAUAAACCGCAUGUGAAUGAGGAUGCUAAUGUAAAGCUGAUUCGUGAACUGCGGGAGGAAAUCAACAGAUUAAAAACUAUGCUGAUGAGUUUUGGUUUGAGAAACUUGAGUCCUUUAAGUGAUGAAAAUGAUGAGAAAGAUGGAAACCUGACAGAUCUGCUACUUCAAAAUGAACUGAAGGUGGACCAGCUUACCAAAGAUUGGACAGACAGAUGGAAAGACACAAAAGCAAUCAUGGAGGAAUAUUACGUGGACAUUAACAGAGGGAAAACAGGAGUAAUUGUUGCCUCGCAGUUACCUCAUUUAAUAGCAGUGGAUGAGGAUAUAUUAAGUACAGGUGUUUCUCUUUAUUAUCUCAGGGAAGGAAUAACAAAGAUUGGGAGGAUCGAUGCUGAAGCUGAGCAAGACAUUGUUCUGCAGGGUCCGUGGGUGGAGAAGGAACAUUGUACCGUUCACAAUGAUAAUGGCAUAGUGACACUUGCACCAAUUGGAGGAUCACAUUGCAUUGUAAAUGAAAUGGAUGUUAUCCAUUCAUGCCGUUUGUCACAAGGUGCUGUUAUUGGACUGGGAAAAGUGCACAAGUUCAGGUUUAAUCAUCCAACUGAAGCUGCAAAGUUGAAACAAAGGAGAGCUAGUAGCAAUGUAUCUCUGGCAAGCAGUGGUUCUUGUGAAUGGCUGGAAUUGGAUGGAGAAUUCAACUUUUCCCCACCUUAUGUCUUAUCUCCACUCAUGCAAGCAAGCUUGGAAGAUGACAGAGAGAAAGAUGAAGACAUGGAGAUAAGUGAAACUAGGAGGCAGCUGAGGGAACUGCAGCAGGGUUGCCAGAGCAAGCAGCAGGAGUACGAGGAAUACAAACAGAAGCUGAGGGGAUUGGAAAUAUUCUACCAAGAACAAAUACGCCAGCAACAAUGCUACAUUGAGGAACUGCGCCAACGCAUUCAAGCAACGCAGUCAACAGCAGAACAAGAGCUUACAGACGAUCAGGAGCAGCUGAAGCUGCGGAUUGAGGAAAACAAGCAACAUCUAGCAAAUGAAGAAAACCGCUUGGUUUGCCUGGAACAGCAGAGACAAGAGCUGGGGACACAGACUGACUCGGCAUCAUUUGCUGAGUGUGGAGUCCAGAUCUGUUUGCAAAUGGAAGAGAUUCCUUUAAUUGAGCAGGACCGAAAGCGAUUGAUGCAGCUGGAGCUUCUGCAAAGGCUCUCAUUGAGGAAAGCUGAGCGAAGUAUCCGCAAGAAGAGAGUCAAGUAUCAGCUGGAGAGAAUCGCUGAGAAGCACAAGCUUUUAGAGGCAAAGACAAAAUUGCGACACUUGGAAGCUGCAAGUUUACUCAGCAGGAAGCAAUGUGGACAAUCGACAGUGGGCAAAGCCAGCACUUUACAAUCUGGCGUGAAUCCUAAACUGACAAGGUGGAGCAAAUCAUUCCCUCCAAGCUCCUUACCCACGAGAAGACGUUCAUUAUCCAUUCCCUCUCUCACUAGGAGACAUUCAGAUUCAAGUGACCGGGUAUCACACAUGUACCCACAGUAUGCACCAUUUUACAGUGAUUUCCUGAAGACAAAAAGUUUGGCUACCUCAACUCAAAUGAAGAAGAUUCACCGCAAAGCACAGAAAUCUCUUUCUGUGGGAUCUUUACCCAAAAUGGCAUUCCCCAUGACAAGGAAGCAAGCUUUAAAAGGGGGGAGUAAAAUAAUUUCACCGGUUUGGAACCAAUUACAACAGAAAUGCAAAGGUGCUGAGCACGAGGACGUCAGAGCUGUAAAGCCGUUAAUUAAAAACAGCCCAGGGCAGUCAAAAACAAUUGAAAUCGGCAGCGACCAGCCAGAGGUCCAAGUCAGUAUUGUCUUUGAGACUACGAUGCGAAGGUCAGAGUGGAUGGCAUGUUCAGGAGAUGGCCAAAGAAUCUCAGAUAAGAUGCUUGAAUUAACAGAUGAGGAUGUGAAGAAGGAUGUCUCAUGGAAAUGUGCACUUGAGAGCACUGGUAAUAGUUCAUCACCCACAACCGUGUGUAAUAGGACACCAGCCAAGCAAUUGUUCAGAACUAAAAGUUUCUGUACAGUGAACGGGGGCCAGCAUCCCAUCCAGGGGGCUUCAAUGGUCGACCUUGCCCAACAUUGGGAAAAUGUGCCUCUCCUUUGCAAUGCUAGGAAGUGGAAUAGCGUUGAAAUACUGAAUGCCAAUGUCACGGCAGUUUCUGAUGAUUCACCAAGGGACUGGUUGGGAGAGGAGGAGCCGUCAGACAAUGAUAGCUUGUACUCUGUGGACUCUCUCUCAGCCGCAUAUGCAAAGGCUAUAACGGAGCAGUUACAGAAAGAGGAAACAGAGGAACAGCAAUCCAAACAGCAGGCGAACUGUUGUGAAAGUGAUGAUAGUGAAAUGUCCCAGGAUUCACUGGCAGGCUCACCUGAUGCAUUCCAAGGCAGUGCACACUGUGUUGGGGCACCCUUAUCUCACAUAAAGACAUCAAGCCACACACUUGCAAGCAGAGGGAAAAGUGUUUCUGUGGACAGCCUCACUGAUAUGGGUGAAGCUGGUGUUCUUUUUGCGAUGGAUUCACCUGGGUUAACAGCUUCUGACGAAAUGCCAGCAGAGAGAUACUGGAAUCUACCCUGGAAUGAAGUUGAUGAAAAAGAAACCUCUCAGAAUAAUGAAGUGCUGAUUGAAGAAAAGGACAGUGUUGGGGCUCUGAGAUUAAACGAGCAGAGUUUUAAUUUGGGCAGUAACACAAAGUUGAAGGUCAUGACCUUAGAUAACAAUACACAUUUGGAAAAUUUGAAACCUAAUAGAAAUGACAUGGAUCCUCUGAUCAUGGCGACUGCUUGGUCAUUCUGUGAGUCUAGUUCCAAGACUAAUGUAGAGACUGUUUCAUCUGAUGCUUCAGUUCUGGCAGUCUCAUCAGUUGAAACUGAUUGCUAUGGAAAAGCAGGUACUGAAUUAAUGAAAGCAUCUGAAGCAAGUCAGAUCCCCCCUGUGUUUAAUUGUGAUCUAUUCCAGCCUAAUGUCGUGUAUAACUUGCACAUGCCAACUGUGCCUGCAACUUGUAGAGAGAAUCAUACACCACGGGCUGAGAACAAUCAAGGCAUGUUGGAUAGGGAAGAGGAUUCAGCUCAAACGCAGGAAAUCUUCCUCAGUCCAUGUGCAACUGUUGGAGAAACAGUGCAAAACUCACCACGUGCUGAUCAUAACAUGGCUUAUGUUACUGGAGUGCUUUCAACUGCAGAAAUGAACACCAAACAUUUAUUGACAAGUAUUUCAGCAGGAAUAUCCAAUUCGUCAGACAGUGUAUAUUCUGCACAACACUCCAGUUCACUAAUGGAAUCUGAAGAAUUUAUACUGUCGUCCACAUGCAGUUCCACAACAUGUUUGAAACCUAAAACCUUUAGUACAAAUGCUGAUAUUGCCAUGAAGGGCGCUGAUUCAGAAUUGGAGGUAACAGAAAGACAAUGCAAGGUUACAGAACCAGAAAGAAGCUGCAGACUAUCCCAACACAAUCAGUUGAGAGACAGUGACUAUCACAAAAAUGAUCAAAUACAUGGCAGUGCCUCCGAGAUGAAAGCAGCCAAGCUCAAUACCUCAUGCAACUUUGAGAAGAAAUCCUUUUCUGAAACUGAACAAUUUAUUUCACCUGGAGAAGAGUUACAUUGCCAUAGGCAAUCAAACAAUGAGACUGAAUCGUAUCGAGUUACUAAACCUUUAUUACAGCAACUUGAUCCCAUAAUGUUGGAAAAAUAUGCUACAAAUGUGGAAAAAGACCCAGGCACCCAAGGAAUAUCUUCCAAUGAUAGAUGGUCCUCUUUUACCAGAGAAAAUAAUGACUUAGACAAUAAUUUGUCUGUGGAGACAGAGAUUCUGGGACCGUUAACACAAAAUUUAACCAGAUCAGUGUUGGGAAGUGUGUUGCAAGGCAAUGGUUGUGAUAGCGUUCACUCAGUUUCAAUGAAGAAUGGAAUGAGUCAAACAGAAGAAUCCUCGUCAGAACAUGAAGCUGGAAAACAUUUUGUAAUGUGGCAGCAUCCGGUUGCAGGAUGCACUGCAACUAAAGGCAGCGAAGGGUAUCCAUUUACCAAGUUUAUAAUGGAGCAACAGUCUGUUGCUCAAACUAAUAUUUUGAUGAAUGAUGACAAAUAUACUUCAACAGAUGCUUUCAUGUACAGCCAAAUGGAUUCUGAAACCAAGUUCAGUGAACUCAGAACCCUUGAUGCAUAUUUGUGCAUGAAGGAUAGCACAGUUUGUUCUAAAGAUGCCCAGUUAAGAACCAGUGAGCCACAGGUCCAAAGUGUAAUAUCUGAUGAAACGGAAGACUUUGUAUUGAAAGACCAAACUACUGAGAAUGCACUGAGUGCUAUUUUAAACAAUCCUGACAUUGAAGACUGCUUGAACAAUGAAAGCACACUGUUUUUUGGUGGUUCACAGGAGCAGAAAGGCAUCUUACCCAGAGAAAAAGGCAAUAUUUUAAAUGUGCCUGUUUCUGGACAAAAUGCUGCCAGUUGUGUUAGUAAGCAGCCUGCAGAAGGUGCUGUUGAAAGCGGGAUUUGGAAUAGAUUUCAUCAGGAUUCUAAUAUGCUGGCAAACUCAAACAAACAUACAAACAAACUCAACUUUUCUGAUGCAUCUGUUUCAAGAGGUCACCUCCUGCAGACCUUUAUCAAAAAGACUGAACAGAUUAAGAAACAAGGUGAGAGUGGGUUUGAAAUAUUAUUGUGUUCCAACACACAAAGAAGUCCAGUGACAAAGAACAUAGUGCACCGGAUGGAAUUAGUCAAUCCACAGGUAACCGGACUUGGAUUCCAAACUGAAAUUGACAGAUCUACUCCUAAUAAAGAACAAGGUAUUGACCAAAAUAAUAUUGCUACUGAGUUAAGAUUACAAGAACCCAACAGAAGUGCAGAAAGGUUCAUAGAUGAUAAUGCCUCUUGUCCUGUGUCUUUCCCAUGUGGGUUUGAAGACUCUGGCACAAUUAGUGUUGGCAAGGAUAAUGCUAGUCCAGCAAAAAGCAUCAAGAUAAAAAAUAAUGCACCUCCAGGAGGCAUAUCUAAAAUUGAUCCUGGUCUUCCCCUAGGCUUGAUAGAAAAAUCAUUAACUGUGGAGAGUGAUGAAGGUACAUCUAAAAUUGCUUCUAGUCUUUCUGAAGAAUUCUUGGCAAGUUCAGUAACUGUGAGAAGCAUUGGCUUUUAUAGGGAGUCGAAAAAAUGUGAGGUCACCAUUGAAGAGCACACUGGUUGCGAUGGGCCUUCCAAAAAUGCUGCUCAGCCAAUCAGUUGUGGAAGAGGAGAGAUGCUUGAUGGAGAUGUUGAAUGUGAUCGGAAGGAAACCGCUUGUGCAGAAUUAAUUGAAAGGGAUAACGUCGCAUAUGAUUGUCCAGAGCAGAACAAAUCAAACGAGAACAGUGUUGUGAGUGGUGGAGCAGUGCAGGUUCCCAACAACUCUGGGGCAACGGAUGUUCAGAGGACAUUUGUACAGAUCAGAAGAUUCAAUCUGGCAGAAAUGGAUGCAUAUACUGGAACAACUAAUGGUGAUUUAGCAGAUUUAGCCGUUUCUGGUUUACAGGACAUCAGAAGCACAUGUAGAGCUGGUAUUAGAAAUGAACAAAAUGAAAUGAUAGUCCCUCAUUGUGCGCAUAGUGAGAAAUUGGGCAAUGACCCUGCUGGAGAUGGGAGAGCAGUUGAAAAAUACACAGAAGCAGAAGGUCAACAGAUAUCUGAGGACUUCACUGCUCCCAAGUAUUGUGCCAAACAAUCUUGCAUCAAAAAUAUUAUUAAAGAAAAUGAUUGUACGGUUGGUAGAACAGCUGCAGAGAGAUCUCGAGUGGCUGAUUGUGUUGGUACUGAGUCUAGCAGCAUAGCAGAUGCAUCCAGGGUCCUGUUUCAGAAUGAGACCAAUGAUACAAGGGGUGAAGCAGAACAGGCCAAGCAAGAGAACUCCAGAGAAGCUCAAACAUUUUUAAUGGAAAACAGGGACUAUCAAACUCUUCAUCUGGAGGUGGUGCAAAGCAUACAGACAGACUCACAUCAGACACAAUCAAAGAGUGGAUAUGAAUCUCACCAGAAAAGAGAAUUGAUUCAAAAGAGUAAUCCAGAUCGUGAAAUUGAAGGCAAAAUGGGUAAUACUUUAAAACACCACAUAAUUGAAACUCUAGAUCUUAAUAAUUUGCUGUUCAAAGUGGUUGACUGUAGCGCAGAUGGGCGAGAGAACACAGAAACUGUAAGUGCUUCUCCGAGAGAAGUUGUCACUAAUAUCAACAAAUUUGUGGAGGCAAUGAAUGAAAACUAUGAUGACGUCAAAGACUCAGCUAAAAGUAAAAACGUGCAGGAGACCAGAGGUGGUGCUGAGCAAAGUGGAUGUCUUUCCCUAAUUCACAAUGAUGGAAGAACCGAAGUGACAUCUCAGGCAGGGGAAAGAUCAAUAACAUGUGUGAGGACUGAUAACAAAUCCAAGCCAAAUCAUUCUCACCAAAUGCCACCCCUGAGGUCUGGUGAUGAUACUAAAAUUACUGAUAAAAUAAUGGACAUACAUGUGGCCAAACCUCAAUUAAACAAGGACAUUCCGUGUGAAGAAAAAAUGCAGAGUUUCAGCAGGACUGAAACUGGACAUUCCAGAAAUCCUUGCAAAAUUAGUGGAACCUGCACGCUCGUCAAUCAGGAAAUACUUAACUGCCAGGUUUCUCAAGGCACGGCACAGAGAAGUGAAUUGAAACAUAUAGAUGUGCGCGCACAGUCCCAGCAUCUGCAACAGAAAGGUGCCACAGGCGCAGGAGAUAAAUUUGAACAUGAAACAGAGGAGCAUUCCUCUUCAAAGAUUCACAAAUCUGUUAAAUCAAUGAAUUCUAAUGACGAAGAACACAAUUUAACCUCAGAGGAAUUAAUGGUGGUAAAAAGAUCUGAGACAUUUCAAAAGGUGGAAAAGUUUGACUCGAUUCUGUGUCAAGAGAUUACUGACCAGUGUGAAGCCAGUUUAGCGGCUGCACUGUGGGAUAAGGCUGAUCAUUCAUUAGGAGGUCAGGAGCAUUUACAAGUGGCAGGAAUAGAGAAGUGUGGAACCAUGGAUUCAGGAGCAUCCCCGGGUAAUGGUACACCAGGUGGUGCUGGUGCUGAUUGCAAUGUAAACAAUGUGACCUGCAGUCAGCAUUUUGAACGAUUUCCUUUGAAGAGCCAUGGAUUGUCUACAAAAGCCAUUCUUCAGCCAGAGCUGGCUGACAGCAGAGCAAUAACUGAUGGUUGCGUGUGUUCCAAGGGCAAUGUUUUACUGCAGCACAGUGAACAGAGUUCAUCACAGCCAACAGCACAAACCUACAACAAAGCUGCUUACCAGCCAAGCAAGCAUGCAGUUGAAGGGGAGGGUACAAAUAGUGGUGUGGUGGCACCGCAGUCUUGUCUUGGCCCAGAGGUGACUGGAGGAGAUCGCCAUGUUUACCAACCCACCAGCAGCACAGAAGAGUGUUCAACACCUGCGGGUUGGGAUGAUGCGCAGCCAAAUCAGGGGAUAGUGUUAAAAGAGGUGAUAGGUAAAUGUGUGAUGUGGUGCCACCCCGAUGGAAUGCAUGCUUCUGAUGCGACUGAUUUUCAGGCUCAGCAACAGACAACAAAAUGGUUUGCUAACUCGAAUCAGGCCAUGUUUAGUCCACAACCGUUGAGGCAGACUGGAACUGAGAAGCUUGUACAUGCAAAGCAGAAGCCUCCUGCUAAAAAUACAACUUGUACAUGUGAAAAUAUUACAAAUUCAGAUACUGUAGAUGCCAUGACAUUUCUCAAUAUUUGCAAAGAACCCAUCAUUUUACACGAUCAGAACGCAGGUAAUUUAGCAGCUGGCUUUAAUAUUGAUCCACUUUCACUGAUUUUCAAAGGUGCCUUGGAAACUGAUGACACUGCUGUCAAACAAAACGCACCGACGGCGGGCAACUUACUACCAUGGAGUCAAGUGUUGCAAAAUCAAACUGAAUUUCAUAAAGGUUCUUUGCAAGGUUGGGGAGGAAAUCUAGUUUCUGAGAAAUCUCAAGCAGCUCCAGGUUCAUGUACUCAUCAGCGUGAAGAGUUGGAUGUGAGCAAGUAUCCAUCGUCCAGAGCAGUCUCAUUGAAAGAUGAAGACAAGCAGAGCCCAAAUAAACAGAGCUUUCAUGUCCACAAAGCAACAAGUGAAACUUCCUCAAUACAUGAUGACAGUAAAGCUGCCAUUGUGCCUAGCUUGGCUAGAUUAAGCUCCUUAGAAAGUAGGGUGGAUGUUGAGCUGCUAAAUACCCACCCUGUGACAAAGAAGCAGGUUCUCGAUCAGCAUGGACAUCAGCCAUUUGUCCAACAGCAACCUGCAAGCACUGCUGGUCCCCCAGCAUCUAAUCCACGAAAGGCAGAAAUAAAAUGCCUUGAUGUCCAGUUCUCUAAUGGUGACUUAAUAAAUACAUCCAUUCUGCAAAGUUCCAUGAGAUCAUAUGGUCGGCAUAAACAGGCGGAGUUGCAUUGCAGAAGGGAAGAGGAUAACUCAGUGUGUUUGACUGAGAGAGAUCCUGUUGGGUCGGAGCUGACUGACUAUUGUCCAAACUUGUGUGCCAUGUCGGAAGGUCCAUUGGCCAUUCAUUCAGUUAAAUAUGGAGAAAAGUCUAUGGUGGCUGAAUUUAUGGCCCUAUCUCAAACCAUCAGCUGCAUUGAAAACUACAAUGAUAAAGGGAUACUUGACUCAAAAAAUGAAGAUUUAAUUAGGAAGGUAGGAAGUGCCUUUAAAGAUUGUGAAGAAGUACAAGCAAUGAUGAAGAAAGAACGAUCUAAUUUUAAGGAGGUGUCUUCUGCUGCAGAUUCCCAUGAUAAAGAUCAAGGACUCUUAACUGAUGUAAAUGAGGAAAGCAAGUCAAAUUUUGGCACCAAGACACACAAGGACAGAUGUAUAAUGUUGACUCCCUGUGUCCAUGAAAACCUUGAACAAGAAAAGCCGGUACUGUUGCAACAUAGUCAGGAUUAUAAAACCCCAGAACCUGAACUUAGAACUGAACCUAUAUUGCAAAAAAAGGAUCUGAACAAUGCCUGUAUUACCCUUGAAGUCACUAAAACAGACAACAAAAUGUGUUCUCAACUUGAUGAUCCACUGGUCACCCAGGCAGAUUGCAGUGGGUUGAGUGCUGAUGUAUAUGAACGGGAUGCAGAUUCAUUCGUCGAGUGCAAACAGAUUGCAGGGUUGGGCUCACAGUCUCAUGAAAGCAAUAAAUGUACAGUAACGGAUGGAACUUGUCAUUCUGCGGAUUCCUCAGUGAUUUCAGAUUCUUGUCACAGUGCUUGUUCGGGAUGGUCUUCAGUAACUCAAGUCAAUGAGCUUGAUCCUGAAGAAGCUGGGUCUUCUGCUUCAUCAGAGUUAUUCGAUGGUUCAGACACGAGGUGUGCCACACAAAUGAUGGGUGGGUCAAAGAAGAAAUCUCAUAAGCUUAAAAGAGUAAAACCAAAGCCAAAUGUAGAUGAAACUAAGGAUUCAUCAAGUUCAGGUGAAGAAAUUGACAUUGAAUUCCUUUCACUUAACAAGCUCAGGAACAGACACUGCAGGAGAGGUCUCAAUAAAUCACUCUUGAAUGUCUGCAGAUGCAACGAUUCAAUGAAUAUCGAUCAUGUUAAUGCUGGAAACUGUCUAUUAAGCUUUAAAACAGAGACCAGGGCAUCACUAUUGAGGCAGAAAUUCACGGCACCAGUUCUCCAAGUGUCUUCAUCCAGUGUUAAUCUUGUAAUGGAAGAUUCUAGUGAACACUGCCUUAAUCCAGUAUUAAUUGCUAAACCUUCAGAUGGAUUAACCCCAAGAGCUGCUUCAUGUGAAACUAUGUAUCAAGCAAAGGAUGUGGACAUAAAACAUGAUGAAUCCGAGCAGAGAUGUUGGCAUCGGAUUGUUGGCGAGAGUGUUUCAAGGGGUGCAGAUUCACAUGGGGCGGCUUGCACUGAAACAUAUAAUUCCCCAGUCACUUUACUUUGUAAUCAAGGCCAAAUAAUCCAGUCAGACAAGCAGCUAAAUGAUGACUGCACCUCACUAACUAUUGAUAAUGGUCUAUACAACGUUCCUGAAGGAAAACUCAAAGCCCAGGAAUUAUCAGAGAAGGAGCUGAACUUCAGUGAAGAAAACCAUCCAUUGCACUUUACUAACAUCCAUCAACAAUGCAACAGGUCAGGCGGAGCCUGUUGGAUGCAGUGUACGUUGGGAAACGCGAGCAGUGUGCGUUGGGUUCAGCCGGCAGUAAGUCUGAAUAAUGUGAGAUGUCCCAGUGACAACAAUGUUGAAAGUUCCCACUGUAAUUCGCAUUACUGUGCCAAUGUAAGAACAAUGUGCAGUACAUUAAACAACAUGGAUGAGUCCCGAGAGGGGGGUUUGGCAACUAUGUACCCUGAGAGUGAAGACCUUGAUGGAGAUAGCUGUGCAAUGCCAUGUAGCCCACCAAUGGCACCUUCAUUCAGCCAGGUGUCACAGUUUCCAAGUUCUAAUUCUGAAGUGGGAAACAUAAGAUUGCAAGUUGAUGAAACCUCGUUCCUCCACCCAAGAGACGUGGAAUCUUGUGUAAAGUCGUUCUCUAAUGCGCCUGCACAACUCUCCCACAACAAAGAAACACAAACAUCAGAUGAAAUGAGACCCCAGAAGCUGUCGAGACUUCAGAGGGACCACAUCCAAACUCCGACACAGUCAGAUAUGGGUCAACGAUUUCAGCCAAGGAUGGAGAAAAUUUCUGUCCAUCGUUCAAAGUUUUGCCAUAACACUGCAGAGCAAGUGGGAAAUAGCCACACAAACAAGGACCAUACGGAUGCGGAUUUACCCACCAACAAAAACACCAGUAAAUUGGGAGCGGUCAGAAUGGUGGAUGGAUAUACACAGACAGCAAUUGAUGCAGCCACUCAGACAGAAAUUAUAGACAAAUACAGCCAUGAAAUUCAAAGCCAAGAAGUGCAGAGGCCUCCAGAAGUGAAUGUCAUUGUAAAAGUCAUUGGUUCAGAUGUCAAUGUAAGUCAUGAACGCACCAACCUGACAUUAGUAUUACAGGAACAAAAGCAGAACGGUAGUGCGCCAGACAUCCAUGCCCAUCACACUGCUCUGAGCCAAUCAGUUUGUUGUUCUUCUCCCUCAGAAAAUGACAAUCCAUCUUUUAGGACCUCAAGUCCUGCCUUGCCAACUUCGCAGAAAUUGAUAGCAGGCUCUUCACAUAUUGUUUUGUCCAGCCCAGGUUUGUCACCAAUUACAGCAUCUUCACAGAUAUCAACACACAGUGACCAAGCACAGGGCACAAGCAUCGGCACUUUGGAAAGCACAUCAGAGUGUUCAAAGGUGGAAACAAUUGACCCCAUACACUCUGAGGACAGAGACGUGAAACAAUUUGCUCAAGAUCUUGAAGCUGAAGUGUCUACUAAUGUAACUCCAGCUGUCCUAGUGGAUCGAGCGUCAUCUCCUAUUAAAACAGUGGAAGCUGGGCUGGGUAACUACCGAUCUCGCAGCAAGUCCGUUCUCUGCCCUCAAGGGGAAGGGGCUUUUGCCGUACAAUGCAUUGGCUAUGGGCGUAAAAAGCCAAGACCAGCAUCUUGGUUUGGCUUUAACGAGAAACAGCAAAGCAAGAUUUGCUUCACGGAAAUCAAACCCGUAGCUGAACAAAUAUUGGAAAUAAAUAACAAAGGUCCCAAGGUUCAUUCAAAUGAAUGGAGUAAAUCUACAACACAGAGUUUGAAAAAGUCAUUUAAACUAAUAAAUAAAACGGAUCUCCAGAGAGAUCUUCACACUGAAGUGUCCCCUGUGGGCACUGCAGCAGCAGAAUCCUCCAAAGGUCAUUGUGUGAACAUUUCCAGUGUUGCGGGCUACUACGAUUGGCAGAGUGCAAAGGAAUCGACAGGACACGUUUUUAAAGAGUCACCAACUUGUACAGAGGGAAUUGGACCACACUUGGCAUUUCAAAAGGUUCGGGCACUCUGUACUUCAAACCCAGGAGGAAGAAGGCAGAUGAAUGCUUUCACUUUUCAGCCAUCUUGCCAGAGUAAUCCGUUGGCUUCCCUUCCUCCUGCUCAAAUCAAUGAUAAAACAGUGUGGCCAUCUAGAAGAAUAUUUCACCGAUCUCCCAGUGCGCCUUCCAGUCAACAUGAUCCUUUGUCCAAAGAUGGGGUCAACUUUAAGGGAAAAAAGGCCAGCAAGUUAUACAGCCAAAUAAGGUGUGACUCCAUGAAUCAUGAUAUUUCUGAGAGAGGGACCUCUAUAAUGAGUAAAGUAACAAAUGAAUGUAGCAUUGAAGAUGCCCGAUCCAUGAUUUCAAGUGAAUGCAACACAGAUUUGCUGCUGAAUGAGUUUCCUUCCAUAACUAGUUGUAACAGUUCACAAGCAUCUGAUUCUAGAAUCCAGGCAGUGAGCUGUAGGGGUCCAGAGGACUUACCUUGGCACAACAAGUUCCAAAACUGGUCAGGAGUUCAUUAUCACCCUCCAUCAGUGGCAAGCCUGAUGAGCACAGUCACCGGCAGUUCACACCGGCAGACUGAGCAAGAGCAAAAGCAAGGCGGCAGUGACAUGACAGAAACAACGGGCCUCAAGCCAGGAGAUUGCGAGGGAAGGCGGAAGGAAAUUGAAAGCUUGCGCCAAGAACGUGCUCAGAUCCUGUUGGGAUUAAACCUGGAAUUAAACCAGCACCAGUUGACGGUAGAGCUUGCCGAAGCAAAGCUGAACUACGGCCUGGGGGAAACGGAUGCUUUGUUAAGGAUACUCCAGAGUGGAACAGCAGAGGACCAGAACGUUUGCAUCAGGCAGCAACUUUAUGACAGACACAUGAAAACCAUAAAACUCCUGAGGCAGGAGAGAGAUGUGAAGAUGCAGAAGUUCAGGAGGACCCGUAGCCUGAGUCCACAGAAACACUUUGCCUUGCAUCACCAAAAACAUCCAGCCGCAUUGAAUCAUGAACAAGAUCUGCCGAGCAAACGGCGGACGUAUCUCCAGCGGUUACGUCAGGACAUGGUGGAGAAUACACGGACUCGUGCAGUCGCGAAGGCCCCGCUGGAAACUCCUUCUGAGAUAGAGUCUCUGCUUAGAGAUUAUCAGAAGGCUCGUGAGGAAACAAAAGCAGAAAUAGCAAAGGCAAGAGAUAAAUUGCGUGCGAGGGCUGAGAAGGAGAAAUGCCGUUUACAGCAGGAAAUGAUCCUACAAUUGUUGAAGGAGCAAGAGCGGAUGAGGAAGUUGGCCAACAGAAGCAGUUUGCGCACCGGCUCAAAUCUCAGCCUCUCGUCCAAUCCCACAUCUGGUUACAGCAGCAGUACCACGGCUUCCCCUGACAUCAACCCCCAGACCAAGCAGAGCAAAAGCCGUGCAGAUCCUGGGAUGGCCAGCAACAGGUGCACAGCUUGUGGCAACUCACAGUUUAAAGACACUGAAGUCACUCAACAUGCUUCCUGUCCACUUGCGCUCUCAAUUGCAGGAAAAAUAACAAGCAGCUGUCACCAUAGUUCAACCUUUCUCAAAAAGUAUCAAGAUUUGGCUAUUCUGACUGUAGCUUCUUUAACAGCAGAGAUCACAAGUGCAUCUGUGAACCAUCCUGGACACCACCUCACUGGUGAAGCAGCAGCUGGCUGGAGAUACAAUGGCAUGGAAAAAGAUGUCCUGAUGUUUUAUAAGCGGUACCUUUCCUCCACCAAGCAUGGCUUUAUGGGAGUUGGCGUGAUUGAGAAGCCAUUGGACACUGUGUGGCGUUUGGUGAAGGAUAACAGCAAGAGGCAGCUCUAUGACGAGGCAUUAAAAACGGUGAAAAUACACCAACAACUGGGACACGGCAUUGAGCUCGUUUACCUUGUGAUUGACACCUGCCGUCUCAACCAGCCCAGGGACUUCUGCUGCAUCAGUGUGGAGGCUAAAAAGAAUAAGCAGUACAUUUUGGCGAUGCAAUCCAUCUAUGAGGAAUCAAUGCCUCGACCUGUGAAGGAGAUGGUACGAGGUGAAAUGCUGCCCAGUGGCUGGAUCCUGCAGCAUGACAACCACAAUGGGAAAGAGAUAACAAGACUUAUCUACCUGACUCAGGUUGAUCUUGGUGCUCCUGCUCUUCCUCCCAACCUGUUGGAGUCACUCGCCAAGCAGCAGCCUUUGUGUAUUGCCAACCUAACCUGCUUACUCUCCUGCUGACAUGGUUAUAAAGAUCAGUGCCACACCCAGUGAAGGAUGGAGCAGAGCAGCUGAUUUGAACCAGAACACAGUUACCUAUCUGGCUGAGGUCAGGUCAUACAGUGGUAAUAUAAACAUCUUGAGCAAGUUAAAACUAGGAUAUUUCUGCAUUAUUGCAAACCUCUCAAAGAUAAAUACAUCACUUUCCAAUGGACGUUGAGCUACUUCUCAGCAAGUUAACUACGAGCUGUUCUAUGUUUUUUAAGUAAAAUGUACAGUUUAAAUUUUUAUUUUUGUAUGCAAAAAUCAAAGGUCCAAAUUGAACUUUAUUUAUAAACUGGGUGAAGCCUUUUAUAUGAAACAUUUUAUAUACAAUUAUUUCUAUAAUAAUUAGUUUAUAUUGGAUUUUCAAACAAAAAUAAGCAUUAAAUAUUUUGUGAAUAUUA
This is a messenger RNA of Amblyraja radiata (thorny skate), 15775 nucleotides long. RefSeq lists its product as uncharacterized. Lineage: Eukaryota; Metazoa; Chordata; Chondrichthyes; Rajiformes; Rajidae. Gene Ontology annotation, molecular function: ATP binding; microtubule motor activity; lipid binding. The transcript is spliced from 34 exons. The record is from RefSeq and is a predicted model, not a curated record. Gene Ontology annotation, biological process: microtubule-based movement. The coding region runs from base 132 to 15350 and encodes 5072 amino acids.